Messenger RNA from Aspergillus luchuensis, 1257 nucleotides. Its product is annotated as quinone oxidoreductase-like protein 1. NCBI's taxonomy places the organism in Eukaryota, Fungi, Ascomycota, Eurotiomycetes, Eurotiales, Aspergillaceae. The coding region runs from base 1 to 1257 and encodes 418 amino acids. Gene Ontology annotation, molecular function: oxidoreductase activity. The record is from RefSeq and is a predicted model, not a curated record. The transcript has a single exon.
AUGGCCAAUAAGCUGCUUUGGGUGACACGGAGACACAACAGCCCAAAGCCAGGUUCGUUGGAGCAGGACGCUGUGCUUGGCCUUGCACGCUCCCUUAUGUCAGAGAACGAGGGCCUUAAUAUCGUGACCCUAGGACUGGAAGGUAUCGAGGCUACUUCUCGCGCAGCACAGCAUAUCCGGGCAGUAUUGCAACACUAUUCCUGUUCUGACGCCUCCUUAUUGAGCGUAAAUGGCGAGGAGAUCUUUGAGAUCGAUGGCCGCCUGUGUUUGAGUCGUGUCUUGCCGACAGAAACAAUAGCCAAGGAGAUCUGGAGCAUGCAGCAAUCCAAGGCCCAUAUGGAUAACGAUAUGCGCAGUCUUGCGAACAAUGAGAUCGAAAUCCAGAUACGCGCAGCUACGAUUACACCAAACAUUACCACUGGCCAACCUUCUUUGGGCCAGGAGAUAAAUGGCACCAUCACCCAGAUCGGGUCAGACGUGCAAGGCAGCUUUCAGGUUGGCGGUCCCGUUGCUGCUAUCAUACCACAUUCUGGCACGGCAUCAAUCAAAGAUCGGAUUCAGUGCCCGGUUGGUCUCGCUCAUAAGAUCCCCGACGAAUUAUACAACAAGGGAGAGAUCGUUCUGCCACUUGAUUUUCUGAUAGCAUACGACUCGCUACACAAUUGCGCGCGGCUACAGGCAGGGAAUUCGAUAAUCAUCCAUGACGGGGCUAGUUCACUCAGUCAAGCCGCGAUUCAACUCGCUCAGUUCCUGGGUGCAGAGGUUUUCGAGACUUUCAAUACAAGGGAAGAGGAAGCUAUAGCGGAUAUGUACUCCAUUCCCGCUUCGCACAGAUUUCCACAACAAGGACAUAUGCUGAUGACGGGAAUCAAACGCCUAACCCACGGUCGAGGCGCGGAUGUCAUGUUCACUCCAUUGAUUGCGAAGGAAUUAGAUCAAAUAGCGUGGAACUGCUUGAAAGAGUAUGCCCGAGUUAUUGAGAUGGUUGACAAGAAUUCACGUACUUCCUCCGGAGCUAUGCCUCCCCGGCCUCGACUGUUCAAACAAAGCUUCAUGUUCGCCCGGCUGGAUAUUCCGACGCUUCUUCAGGACACAGAGAAAAUUGCAACUAUCUUGCCUGAGGUCAUGCGUCUGCUAGAGCAUAAUUCAGUGGUUCCUGUGCAGCCUGUCAGAAUAUUCACCCCCUCUGAGCUUGAAAAUUCCAGUGGUGUGAAGGCUGUCGAGCAAUCUCGGUCAGCCAAGACGUGUCUCCUUUGA